AAUAAUAAUAUUAAUACUACUACGCUCAUUGUUUGCUCUUUGCGCUAAUGUGGUCGCGUAACGAGUUUUUUUGUUUUGUUUAUGUGGUGCUGUCCGGGACAAUGCUCAUUAAGUGAAGUGAAUUUUGGAAUUGGAAUCUCUGUAGCCGGUUUACAGUGAUUCCCCACUAAACGAUCGAAUGAUUCCCCUGGUACCCUAAAAUCAUGCUCAAAAGAAGGCGAAUCAAUAAUGUCGUUGACAGUUAAUAUUACCCAGACCCGCAUUUCUCUAUUAAGGCCCGUUUUUGUCGUUGUUGUUGCUCUAUUGUCUGUUUGUACUGGAAUUAAAAAUGAGCGAGCGAACGCGCGCUCGAAGAAAACGUGGCUAGUAUGAAAACAAAUUUAAAUUGCACACGCUACUCAGUUCUUCGACGAAAGCGCACCGAGUUGGUUGUCCGGCUCCAGCUACUGUGUGAUCUAAUAUUUGGAAUACGUGAAUUCACGAAUUGAAAGGAUGUUGGACUCCCAUUGGCCACUGCUCCUGUUGCUGCCUAUAGCAGUUGUCCUGAGUGCUAACACUAUUUCGCCUGAUGCUAGCAUUUCGCCCAUCAUAGGUGUGCUGAGCCAAGAGAUCGCACCGAACGGCUUGCUUGCUCGAAACUUUAAAAACAAGACCAGCUACAUCGCUGCAUCGUACGUCAAGUUUCUGGAAGGUGCUGGCGCCAGAGUAGUGCCAAUUGGGAUUGGUCGAAACCGCAGCUACUAUGAAGAUCUAAUGCAAAAGAUUAAUGGAGUGCUCCUUCCCGGUGGUGCUACCUGGUUUAAUCAGAGCAACGGAUAUUCGGACGCUGGCGAGCAUUUGAUAAAUAUUGCCAUAGAUCUUAAUAAUAAGGGCGUUUUCAUGCCUAUCUGGGGCACUUGUCUGGGCAUGGAACUGUUGGUAUAUAAGCUGGCAAAUGGCACUGAAGCGCGCACGGAUUGCAGCUCUAUAGCACAGCCAUUGCCGUUGGAGUUCAAGGCAGACUUCAAUCAGAGUCGUCUGUUUAACAGCACAAGUGAUUUGAUUAUGGAUCUGUUGAAGAAAGAGAAUGUGACGAUUAAUUCGCACCGAUAUUGCUACACAGAGAAGACCUUUGAAGCGCUUCAAUUAUACAAAACUUGGCGUGUGAUGACACUGAAUCAUGAUUGGGACGGUAUUGAGUUUAUAUCAACCAUUGAACAUGUUCGUUAUCCCUUCUACGCCGUCCAAUUCCACCCCGAGAAACCGCUCUAUGAGUUCAAUGCAAAGGGCAAUAUACCACAUACACAAGCGGCCGUCUCCUGUUCGCAGUUCUUUGCUGAAUUCUUCGUCAAUGAGGCGCGGCGCAAUCCGAACAUAUUCAAAAACCAGACAGAACUAUCGUCCGCCCUCAUUUACAACUACAGUCCAGAGUAUACUUCCCCACUUGGCUCCGCGUUUGUGCAGCAGUAUCUGUUUGAAGAUAUUCCGAUUGAGGAGGGCGGUGAUGAGGAUGAGGAUAACACUCACUAUUUCCCCUACAAUGGCAAUGGCAAUGGUGCUGAUGCUGUAGCGCUGUCUACUAUAACAUACAGCGCGCUAGCUUUUUGCCUGUGGGUUUCGUUGCAUAACUAAUCCAGAGGCUCUACGCACAUAUUGUUUCGGUAUCUAGUUCCUAGCUGUUGUUGCUUUGCACGUGCAGUUGUCAAAACUUGCCGAAAACUCGAGUUUGAACAACAAAUUGAGCUUGAGCUUGAGUUUUCGUUUUUAUGAUUCUUCUAAAUAUUAGCCUCCACUUAUUAUUAUUAUUAUUAACAGUUCGGCUGCAAUGUAAAAUGUACAGGCGAACAAAUAUUUAGCUAUAGCUACGAGGCCUUAAGCUAGCAUUAAAUAACAGUUAAGGAUA
Scaptodrosophila lebanonensis is the source of this 1882-nucleotide messenger RNA. It is a transcript of the gene l(3)72Dp, whose product is annotated as gamma-glutamyl hydrolase. Gene Ontology annotation, biological process: tetrahydrofolylpolyglutamate metabolic process. Gene Ontology annotation, molecular function: gamma-glutamyl-peptidase activity. NCBI's taxonomy places the organism in Eukaryota, Metazoa, Arthropoda, Insecta, Diptera, Drosophilidae. The transcript has 6 exons. Bases 493 to 1611 code for a protein of 372 amino acids. The record is from RefSeq and is a predicted model, not a curated record. Gene Ontology annotation, cellular component: vacuole.